Messenger RNA from Brassica oleracea var. oleracea, 1057 nucleotides. Its product is annotated as ethylene-responsive transcription factor ERF086-like. The record is from RefSeq and is a predicted model, not a curated record. Gene Ontology annotation, molecular function: DNA binding; DNA-binding transcription factor activity. Gene Ontology annotation, biological process: regulation of DNA-templated transcription. Lineage: Eukaryota; Viridiplantae; Streptophyta; Magnoliopsida; Brassicales; Brassicaceae. The transcript has a single exon. Bases 59 to 1057 code for a protein of 332 amino acids.
AGAACCAAAAAAACCCUAAAAUUAAACCUCCUUUCGAAAAACCUAUACCUUCAUCAUCAUGUCAACCUCCAAAACCCUAGAUAAUAGCAAACACUUUGAAACAUCCCAAACUCAAAUGGGUUUUGCUCUAAUCAACCAAAACACAACCAACGCAACCACCGCUACCACCGGCGAGAGACGAGGCCGGAGAUCAAAGCAAGCAGAGCCAGGGAGGUUCCUAGGAGUCAGGAGACGUCCAUGGGGUCGUUACGCAGCUGAGAUUAGAGAUCCAACAACCAAAGAACGUCACUGGCUCGGCACUUUCGACACUGCUCAUGAGGCCGCUCUUGCCUACGAUAGAGCAGCUCUUUCAAUGAGAGGCACUCAAGCUCGUACUAACUUCGUCUACACUCCAAAUGACGUUCACACCAUCCUCACAAACCCUAAUCUCCACUCUCUCAUAGUCUCUCCUUACAAUAACCAAUCUUUAUUACAAAACUCUUCUCCACAGUUUGUCAUUGAUCACCAUCCUCAUUAUCAAAACUAUCAGCAACCUAAACUUUCUCUCCCCCAAACCGUCUUACCCGCUGCUUCUUUUAAAACGCCCGUUCGUCAUCAAAACGCUGAUAUUCAAGCGUUUGGUUCUAGUCCUCAAAACUCCUCUUCGAACGGCUCGUUAUCUUCUUCACUAGAUGAAGAAAAUAACUUCUUCUCGUUAGAAGGAAGUAACUCCAGUAACAACUCGGGUUACUUGGACUGCAUUGUCCCAAACCAUUGCCUUAAACCACCUCCUGAAACCACCACCAUCCAAAACGAAAGCGGAGCUGGUUUCACAACUCCAGCAAGCAAGGCUUCAGAGUCAUACGAAGGGUUUAGUAAUAGUUACUUCCAGGAUGUUGAUAUGAUGAUGGAGUUUGGUUCGUGUGAUCUCUCUGCCAUGAUCACUAACUAUGGUGCUGGUACUUCCAUGUCAAUGGAAGAUUACGCAAUAAUGGAGCCACAAAACUUUUCUUCUUCUUCUAUCGCUGCUUUCGGAGAUGUUGUUGCAGACACUACAGGCUUCUACUCACUCUAUUAG